CGGGAAGUGUCGGUGUUGAGUCAGUGACAAGGUCGGAAACCGAGGGAUGGCGAACAGUUUCUCCGUGACCAACCCAGCUCUGCUACUCCUCAGUUUCUUUCAUGCCAUCGUCAUCAAAGCUCAGAAAUGCGGGGAAGAUCAGGAACCGGACAGGUGUCACCUGCACUGGUCAAACCUGUGGUACGUGUGGGUGAUUUUGCUGACGGUCUUGCUGUUGCUGUUGUGUGGAGCUACUGUCAGUUGCAUAAAGUGCUGUAAGAGGUCCAAGCCCCAAAACCCCUCCUUUGCCAAUAGACCUUGUGAAGUAACAGUGAUCGCCAUCGACAAUGACCAUACUAUAUCACAAAACAGUUCGCUACAGUAUAUAUCCGCUGGCCGGAACCAUGUCCCAUUCCAGGACACUGCUCAGUACAUGUUGCCUCCUCCGCCGUAUAGCCUGUGUGCCGUUGACAACCCCCCAACCUAUGAGAUGGCCCUGAACAUGGAAAAACCUCCUGAGAUCCCCAGAGCAAAGAGUGGACUGGAAAAUCUCAAUGGAAAUGGAGCUCCAAUCCCAGAGAGAAAUGAAAGUUCAGGUUCUGUAGAGCUAACCUCAUCGGUAUUGUCACAGCAGUGAGAACUCUUGAACCAACAGUUGUUGAAGUAUCUCUGUCACCUCUUUGACUGGUGUUUGGCUGAGGCCAAGAGCCACCCAGAGUGCUAAUUGUGAAAAUGCUCUUAGGAAGCGACCUAUUUACAGCCAAUUACUGUGAAUUGAAUCUCCAUUUCUGAGUGAUGACAUAUGAGCGUUGUCCAUCACCCUUGAUAAGGAAAAGCCUGAAGAUCCUGCAAUUGAGAAAAUCAGCAAGAGAUAUUUUGCACUCAUUCUGGGUGAACUUUGGGUUCCAGAUUUUUGAAGAAUUCUGUUCCUGCCAGCACUUUUUCAGCUGACAUUCUCAAAGCCUAAAAUGGGUUCUUACAAUUAAAUCACAAGAGAUCAUGCAGGAUGCUGGAAAUCCAGAGCAACACACAGUCAAAAUGCUGGAGGGACUCAGGUCAGGCAACAUCUAUGAACAGUCAAUGUUUCGGACCUGGCUAAGGGUCUUGGCCUGGAAUGUCAACUGUUUAUUUAUUCCAUAGAUGCUGCUGGACUGGUUGAGUUCUCCAGCAUUUUGUGCGUCUGUCUGUCUGUCUAGGUACCAUAUCCAAUGCGGACUUUGGUGACCAUGGUUUUCCAUAUAGAUUUUGUGUGUGCUCUUAUAAUUAAAGAAAGCUUGGCUUCCAGACCUACUCUGGACAUCAGUUGUAUGCUGGGAAUCUUCAGGAAUAUCAAAUCACUUUUUAUUCAGUCUUUUCUGUUCCUACAUGGAGUGUGACCCAAAAUAAGUACCAUUCUAACUUGUGUUAACAUUGUCCAUACUAGGUAAUGAUGCUGGUUUGUUCAGUUAUGGUCUUGGUUGUGGCAAAGCUAACCAAUCCAUUAAAUAAAUUUAAAAGCACUUUUAUUUUAGGCUGUCUACUCAAUUGUAUAGGGAUUGCUGCUAGUUACGGAUAAAUGAAGUAAUUUGAAAUUGUUUUUUGAGUGAAGAAGUUCGCCUUAAACAUUUCACCUGUCACCCUUAACCCUUGAACUCUAGUUGUCAUCUCGCCCAACCUCAAAAGAAAAAGCCUAUUUGCAUUUACCCUAUCCAUAGCCCUCAUAAUUUUGUAUACCUCUAUCAAAUCUCCCCUCAGUCUCCUACACUCUUAACACAAGAUAACUCUCCUGGAAACUGUGGAACAGAGGUUUUGUUUACACAAUGAAAAAGUGUUUAAAAAAGAAAAUGUCUUAAUGAAUGUGAGUAGUUAAACUAUAUUUUGUAAAAGUUUUAUAAUGUUCUUGAAAAAAUUGUUCCAUUUUCAUUUAUUUUUUAACAUAAUGAGCAAUAAACAUUCA
This is a messenger RNA of Mobula hypostoma (lesser devil ray), 1915 nucleotides long. RefSeq names its product transmembrane protein 52-like. The transcript has 5 exons. NCBI's taxonomy places the organism in Eukaryota, Metazoa, Chordata, Chondrichthyes, Myliobatiformes, Myliobatidae. Bases 47 to 616 code for a protein of 189 amino acids. The record is from RefSeq and is a predicted model, not a curated record.